This is a messenger RNA of Bactrocera neohumeralis, 1904 nucleotides long. RefSeq names its product dnaJ homolog subfamily B member 13. Gene Ontology annotation, cellular component: cytosol. Gene Ontology annotation, molecular function: protein-folding chaperone binding. The record is from RefSeq and is a predicted model, not a curated record. The transcript is spliced from 4 exons. Lineage: Eukaryota; Metazoa; Arthropoda; Insecta; Diptera; Tephritidae. Bases 552 to 1676 code for a protein of 374 amino acids.
UUUUACGGAUAACCCUAGUUUCAGAGGUACGAUAUUUGAUCAAAAAGGUUUCAAAGCAAGCGAUAAAAGUUAUAAUGGGUGAGACAUUUAACUACGAAGGGUAAUAACGUUAUAAGCUCGUUAUAAGAAGCAUGAAUAAUGUAUGGUUUCAAGUGUCUGUUAUAGAUGUUGCGGCAUUCCUGUUAAGAAUUCUGCUGAGUUGACCGUUCUUGACCGGAUACCGGAUAAAAAGUGCGGGUCCGUUCCGAUUAUGUAGACCCGACUGUUGUCUGAACGGUUUCCGCCGCAUUCCUCCUUUGGCUGGAAGCAAUAAUAAUAAUAAUAUGCUACAAUGCAGCAAUCCCACAUUGUUGAGCCGAAAUGGGAUUUCUGACGUCCAUAAGAACUCGAACUUGUUCGGUCUGAGUAACAGUAAUUCACAAUCUGCUUGUUGAUGAAAAUCACAAAAGUAUUUGUUUUCAACGAAAGUCAAUUGGUUUGCUCAAAUAUUCAAUAUCGAAAACAUAAAUUAGUUUGUAAUAACAAAUUGGAGCAUUCCAUUAUCAGCCCACAUGAAUCGCACAGAACUCGAUUACUAUGCAGUAUUAAAUGUGCCUCAUGAUGCGCCCAAGGAGAGUAUAACGUUGGCGUAUCGAAAAUUGGCCAUACAGCUGUGUCCCCAUCGCGAUCCAAAGUAUGAACGUGACUUCGUUCCUCUUUUGGGACCAACACAUAUGGAACCGUUGUCAACUAAUCGCCAAUGGGAAUAUAUUAACAUGGCCUAUGAUGUUUUAGGAAACGAUUUGUAUCGAGCCAUCUAUGAUCGUUUCGGUGAGGCUGGACUUUUUCAAGGCAUUCAAUUGCCUAACGGUUACUUUCCGCCUUACCAAUAUCAUGGUGAUCAUAUGAAAGUAUAUCAUAACGUUUUUGGCAGCUACUCGCCUUACGCAAAUAUCAUCGACAUCGUUACGAACCCACCUUUGCUCUAUUCUACAUUGGAACAUGGCAUUGGAGUGCGUAAGAAAGACCCGCCGGUAGAGAAAAUUAUUUAUCUGGAGUUAGAAGAAGUAUUCAAAGGUUGUACGAAAUUAAUGCACGUCUGGAGGCAAGAGUUCAUUGACACGAAGGAAACACGCACAGAGAAAAGAAAGAAAACUCUUAAACUCAAAAUACUACCAGGCACCACUCAAGGUACACGAUUUUGCUUUAAGGAGGAAGGUGACCGCAGUCCCACGAAAAUACCAGCAGAUAUUAUAUUUAUAACAGCUGAUAAACCACAUCAUCUAUUUGAGCGCAGCCACCAUCAUGAUUUAGUCUAUACCCAUAACAUAACUUUAAGGGACGCGCUUGUCGGCUUUAGCUUCACAAUUAAAACAUUAGAUAAGCGUGCUCUGAAAAUAAACGUGUCCGAUGUGGUAUAUCCUGGCUAUGUGAAAAUUAUGCCAAAGGAGGGACUUCCAGUUUGUGAAAAUUUACCAAUUGCUCCUGAUAUGAGACCCGCUGGAUUGAAGAAAAAGAAGUUCGGCGAUCUAAUUAUAAAAUUUCAAGUUGAAUAUCCGCGAAUUAUGACACAUAAAAUGCGGAAUAUAACUAAGGAAUUCUUCGAUGAAUUGGAAGAUUUGGAAGUAGAAGCUGAAGAUGCUCCACACCCUAUUCACAUACUUAUGCGAAAGAGAGGAGGAAGAGGCAAACUCUAGGCUGAGAGGUCGAAAGUAACAACCCAUUCAACAAAUACGCGAACAUAACGGUGUUUUCGAAAUGUGUAUUUUUAUUAUUUUUUGUUUUAAAUUCAACGAUGUUACGUUGUUUUCGGAAACCUGAUUUUAUAUUUUUAUACAUGUACAUAUAUCACAAAACUUAUAAUCGAUCGGAAAUUUACAGAAAAAACUUUGUUCUGAAAUAAAACAAAACUUUACACAGUUAAA